CUGUUUUAACUUGCUUUCACAUGUUGGCAGUGCUGGUUAUUGACGUUUAUAAAAGGUUAGGCGAAGAGCUCCAUAGAUUUUGCACUGUUUUGAGUAUAAAACUUCUAAAAAGUUACAUUAUUCUCCCUCAGUGUUUUUCGCGAGCCUAUCCACUGAUUCGGAAGUUUUUGUGCUGUGUUUUGUAUUAUUUUAAUGUAGCUGUUCACUCUAGAAUGUUCUGAUGUGAUAGACAUGGCGGCUACCAGAAAACUACAAGGUGAAAUAGAUCGGUGUCUAAAAAAAGUGACCGAAGGCGUUGAGACUUUCGAGGACAUCUGGCAGAAAGUUCAUAAUGCCACGAAUAGUAAUCAGAAGGAGAAGUAUGAGGCAGACCUCAAAAAGGAAAUCAAGAAGUUGCAAAGGCUUCGAGAUCAAAUCAAAAGUUGGAUAGCUUCAGGGGAAAUUAAGGAUAAAAGUAUUUUGAUGGAUAAUAGGAAGCUUAUUGAAACUCAAAUGGAGAGGUUUAAAGUGGUCGAAAGAGAGACAAAAACAAAAGCGUAUUCAAAAGAAGGAUUAGGUGCUGCUCAGAAACUUGAUCCGGCUCAGAAGGAAAAAGAAGAAAUGCAACACUGGCUAAGUUCGUCCAUAGAUGAAUUAUCAAUACAGACUGACUCCUUUGAAAGUGAGAUUGAACAGCUGCUAUCAAAAGGAAAGAAGAAACUGGAUAAGGACAAACAGGAAAGAAUGGACGAGUUAAAAUCUCGACUCGAACGACAUCGGUUUCACAUACAAAAACUAGAGGCUCUUUUAAGAAUGCUCGUUAAUGAAUCUGUUGAAGUUAAGCAAAUUAAACCUAUAAAGGACAAUGUAGAUUACUACAUAGAGUCGUGGAAAGAACCCGACUUUGAAGAUAACGAAUUCAUUUAUGAUGAUAUCAUUGGCCUGGAUGAAGUGGAAUUGUCUGGUGUGGGUUUACCUUCUUCAGCUACAACUGACAGUAAUGAUACAGGAGGUACACCUACAUCGAUGAUUUCUGGUUCUUCGCCAAUUGCCUCUCCUGGGCCAAGCAUUCCCCAAAACUGUUCUAGUUUUAAUCAUUCCAUUGAGCCCAUCUUACCGGAAGAGAAGAAAGUCGUGCAGAAGGAAGUCCAGCAAACGCCUAAGCCCAUCAAGCCCACGCCAAUUAGAGCAACCACUACGUCCUUUAAUACGAGCUUAAAUACAUCGUUGGUUAUUUCAAAUGUUGCGUCCACAGCGCCCACAAUGACCAGCACGCCCAAUAAAACAGCUCCGGCCGCUCGAGAGCCUUCGCCUGUGAUGUCUAAUUUGACGACUGUUAGCAAUUUCGCUGCCGUUGCCGCAAACAACAUUAACAAGUCGUUGAACAAUGUGGAUGUUCCGCCCAUCAAUGUUCCACAACAGGUUGUUACUAAUCUGAACGUGGUCCCACCAAAGGCGCCGGUGGAAGUUCAAAAUGUUGUACCUACUAUUGAACCGCCAGCGCCGCCAGCACCCAUCGCCAUCACCAAUCCUGAACCUCCGCCAGUUAUUGCGAACGGAACUGAUAAUAAUGAAAAGAUCUCAGAUGGUAUGUCAACGUUGAAAACGAUGGCACAACAGGUGAUAGACAGAGCGGGCUUAGAAGCACAACCGCCACAACCUCAAGUAAUUUUAGACCCCCCAAGGAACCAUAGUCAUGUUAAAACGGAGGCUCACAUACCUCCCCUGCUUGGUGUGGCUCCUCUUGGCGCUGUUCCUCUACAAAAAGAACAUCAGACUCAGUUCCAGCUGAUGGAGUCUGCCUUUUAUCACAUGCCACAUCCGUCCGAUACGGAGAGGGUUCGACAUUAUCUGCCGAGGAAUCCUUAUAAUACACCCCCAUACUAUAUACAGGCGCCAUUAUUUAAUUCGGACACUUUGGAGUUCUACCAACGACUGGGAACGGAAACGCUAUUUUUCGUCUUUUACUAUAUGGAGGGAACUAAAGCUCAAUACUUGGCAGCUAAGGCGUUGAAGAAACAAAGUUGGAGGUUCCACACGAAGUACAUGAUGUGGUUUCAACGACAUGAGGAGCCAAAAAUUAUUAACGAGGAGUAUGAACAGGGCACCUACAUUUACUUUGAUUACGAAAAAUGGGGACAGAGAAAAAAAGAAGGAUUUACAUUUGAAUAUAAGUAUCUAGAAGAUAGAGACCUUAAUUAAAAUUUAUUGCUAA
Messenger RNA from Dendroctonus ponderosae (mountain pine beetle), 2194 nucleotides. It is a transcript of the gene Not3, whose product is annotated as CCR4-NOT transcription complex subunit 3. The record is from RefSeq and is a predicted model, not a curated record. Bases 232 to 2181 code for a protein of 649 amino acids. Gene Ontology annotation, biological process: nuclear-transcribed mRNA poly(A) tail shortening; regulation of DNA-templated transcription. The transcript is spliced from 11 exons. NCBI's taxonomy places the organism in Eukaryota, Metazoa, Arthropoda, Insecta, Coleoptera, Curculionidae. Gene Ontology annotation, cellular component: P-body; CCR4-NOT core complex; nucleus.